Messenger RNA from Helianthus annuus (common sunflower), 2842 nucleotides. RefSeq names its product ABC transporter B family member 26, chloroplastic. Lineage: Eukaryota; Viridiplantae; Streptophyta; Magnoliopsida; Asterales; Asteraceae. The coding region runs from base 355 to 2385 and encodes 676 amino acids. The transcript has 19 exons. Gene Ontology annotation, biological process: transmembrane transport. Gene Ontology annotation, cellular component: membrane. The record is from RefSeq and is a predicted model, not a curated record. Gene Ontology annotation, molecular function: ABC-type transporter activity; ATP hydrolysis activity; ATP binding.
AGGCGGCCAGGUGGCUCGCGAGCACCACAUCAGGGUGCUGAUCGGACUACCCGUUGUGGCUUGCUUGACAACCCGGAUUCAUCCUCUAAUAUUGCGACAAAAGACGAUGACUAGACGCUGCCUCAUCACCUUGCUCACUCGUGCCUCCCCACACUUGAGCAUGUUGUGGUUAAUCUUUGCUCGCCCAAGCUACCACAUCCCCAAACCCUCUCAAAGCCCAAGCGACCAUGCUCACCCCGGCGCUCACCGUUCAUGUGUGGGCAAGUAGUAAGUAGUAUAUUUCUUCAGCCGCAUUUGAACGAACACCUAGACUGCAACCAAUGAACACCACUCAAGCCGACAACAAAAUCAUCCAUGUCCAUAUCUCAACUGAAAUUUGGGCAUCAAAAUCUUAAUAGCAACUCCAUCCACCCGGUGAAUCUCCGAUUCCAAAGUUCACACAUCAAAUUCAAACUUGCAACCACUCGCUUGCACAGUUCCACUUCGGCAUCUCUAACCCAACCUUUAGUUCCAGAAGACAAAAUUAGGGCUACAAAGCAUAAUCUAUCACCAAAUAUUAAUAGAUUGUUUGAUUUCCUACCUGGAAGAAGUUGGUGGGACUUAGGGGAAGAAGAUGAAGCUGAUAUGGUUAAAACAGACAAUCCGGUUACUGUUUGGUAUGUUCUCCAACGAAUUUGGAGACUGGUGGCUGAUGAUAAACUGGUUAUAUACAUUGGAUUGUGUUCUUUAACUGUUGCAGCGGUUUCAGAGAUAUGUAUACCAAAUUUGUUGGCGGCUUCUGUAUUCGCGGCACAAAAUGGGGAGUCGUUGGUGUUGUACAAAAAUUUAAAGAUCUUGACGUUUCUAUGUUUUGCUUCAGGAAUAUGCAGUGGAUUGCGAAGUGGUUGUUUUGGAAUUGCAAACAUGGUUCUGCUCAAGCGUCUAAGGAAAACUUUAUACACAAAUAUAUUAUUACAGGAUGUAUCCUUCUUUGAUAGAGAACCGGUUGGAAAUUUGACCAGCAGGCUGGGGGCAGAUUGUCAAAAAUUGUCACAUAUAAUUUCAAACAAUUUACAUUUGAUAGUACGGAACACUCUUCAGGGAACAGGAGCACUAAUUAAUCUGCUGACAUUAAGUUGGCCUCUUGCGUUGUCAUCUUGCUUUAUAUGCAUUCUUCUGUGUAUGAUCUUUCUGGUUUAUGGGUGGUACCAGAAGAAAGCAGCAAAGCUUAUUCAAGAUUCAACUGCUCAUGCCAAUGAAGUUUCUCAAGAGGCUCUUUCUUUGGUUAGAACGAUCCGGGUUAAGGGAACGGAAACAAAAGAACAUGAAAGAUAUAAGCGAUGGCUGGACAAACUGGCUUUUGUAAGUACAAGAGAAAGUGUUGCGUACGGGCUAUGGAAUUUUAGUUUCAGCACUCUCUACCGUUUAACGCAGGUGUUAGCUAUUAUAUUGGGAGGAAUGUCCAUCUUGGCUGGUCAUGCGUCCGCUGAGCAACUUACCAAGUAUGUAUUGUACUGUGAGUGGUUAAUAUAUGCAGCAUGGAGAUUGGCAGACAAUUUUUCAUCAUUACUUCAGUGUGUUGGAGCAAGUGAAAAGGUCUUUCAGCUAAUUGAUGUCUUGCCUAGCCAUCAAUUUUCAGCAAAAGGAGUGAAGUUGCAGAAGCUAAGGGCGCAAUUCGAGUUCAUAAAUGUGUCAUUUCACUACCCUUCACGAACAAAGACGCCCGCUCUAGACCAAGUCAACAUCUCUAUACAACCAAAUGAAGUGCUGGCAGUUGUUGGUCUAAGUGGUAGUGGGAAAAGCACGUUAGUUCAUCUCUUACUUGGUCUGUAUGAGCCAACACAGGGGCAGAUACUAAUUGAUGGUCAUCCACUCAAGGACUUGGACAUGAGAUGGUUGAGAGAGAAUAUCGGAUAUGUUGGACAGGAACCACAUCUAUUUAGGAUGGACAUAAAGUCAAACAUAAGUUAUGGAUGUUCAAGGAAGUUGAAGCAAGAAGAUGUGGAACGGGCUGCAAAACAAGCUCGUGCUCAUGAAUUCAUUUGCUCUCUUCCUGAUGCAUAUGAAACCCUUGUUGAUGACGAGCUUCUAAGUGGUGGCCAGAAGCAAAGAAUCGCAAUUGCUAGGGCCAUUGUUAGGGAUCCUGUUAUUUUGAUCCUUGAUGAACCCACUAGUGCUCUGGAUGCUGAAACAGAAUACUACAUUCAGGAAUUGAUGAUGAGAUUAAAGAAUGAGGAGAAGGCGAUCCUUUUUAUAGCACACAGGCUAUCAACAGCAAGAGCUGCAGACAGAAUCGUGGUCAUGGAUCAAGGCCGAGUUGCGGAGAUGGGUGAUCACGAGACGCUUUUGAGUCAAAACGGUUUAUACGCGCGAUUACAUCGCCUUCAAAACAACAACUGCCUUUAGAUCCGCCGUAUGAUUGAAUCCAGAACAGCUUCAAACAUGAUCGUCUUCAUUUGGAUAUGGAUUGGCAGAUCCAGAUCGGAUUUGCUCCUUGGCAUCAUCUUCUACGUGGAUGCCUUUGUUUUGGAAUAUGGUUUCAUCAACGUGGACUUUAGCUUUGAGCUCUUGCCAUGGAAGGUCUUUGGGAUAGCUGCUGUCUGUCUUCCAUUGUUUACUCUGGAUAGGGUUUUCCACCGAGGCUUGACUUGUCUUCGCCGGUAGUUAAAUUUGGGUUUCUUCCUUCCUGUUGAAACGUGCCACAAUUUUGGAGGCGUGUUUUCCUUACAUGAAGCCACGCCAUCUUGUACAUACAUUCGGUGUAAUCAAUCUUAUUCAAAUAUAUUAUACCAUAUUUUUUUUAAUAUAUUAAUUGUAGAGGUAUGGUAUUGGACCCGACCCGAGCGGUCAGACUUUCCCGUUA